This is a messenger RNA of Sinocyclocheilus grahami, 413 nucleotides long. RefSeq names its product glutaminase liver isoform, mitochondrial-like. Gene Ontology annotation, biological process: L-glutamine catabolic process. The transcript is spliced from 4 exons. Bases 6 to 413 code for a protein of 135 amino acids. Lineage: Eukaryota; Metazoa; Chordata; Actinopteri; Cypriniformes; Cyprinidae. Gene Ontology annotation, molecular function: glutaminase activity. The record is from RefSeq and is a predicted model, not a curated record.
AGGUGAUGGAGUUUGUGAAGAAAAUGACAGGCAGGGAGUAUGUGGGCUUCAGCAACGCAACGUUUCAGUCUGAGAAGGAAACAGGAGACAGAAACUACGCAAUAGGAUACUACCUAAAAGAGAAGAAGUGUUUUCCUGAAGGGGCGGAUAUGAUAGACGCACUGGACUUUUAUUUCCAGUUGUGCGCCAUAGAGGUCACAUGUGAAUCUGGCAGCAUAAUGGCCGCUACACUGGCUAAUGGAGGCAUCUGUCCAAUCACAGGAGAGAGAGUUCUGAGCACAGAAGCCGUACGAAACACGUUGAGUCUCAUGCACUCCUGCGGGAUGUACGACUACUCUGGACAGUUCGCUUUCCACGUGAGUACAAGGAUUGUCUCUAUACACUGUCUGUCUUUAUAUGUAGUCAGAGUGUGA